Molecule: messenger RNA, 611 nt
Organism: Lacerta agilis (Sand lizard)
Lineage: Eukaryota; Metazoa; Chordata; Lepidosauria; Squamata; Lacertidae
Product: mediator of RNA polymerase II transcription subunit 1-like
Exons: 4
Coding region: 37-543 (168 amino acids)
Biological process (GO): regulation of transcription by RNA polymerase II; cellular response to thyroid hormone stimulus
Cellular component (GO): mediator complex
Molecular function (GO): nuclear thyroid hormone receptor binding; transcription coregulator activity; nuclear vitamin D receptor binding
Source: RefSeq, a predicted model, not a curated record
CAGUCUCUUCCAGGCUGCCCAAAACACAGCUAUUUCAUGGAUAAAGGCACAGGAAAAUCUGAUAUGGCUGGAGCAAUGGUCAAGAAAAUCCCUUUCACCCAUCCUAAAUGUGUGCCUGACAUGAUUGAAGUUCUCAGACAUCAAGCAGCAUAUAACACUCUCAUCAGCAGCUGUGUGUCUGAGACAACUGAGUGUGAAGAUUCAUCGGACUUGCUUCAUUUUGACGUCCGUCAGCAAAAAGGCACUAGCUUUUCAGUAACAUUCCAGCAUCCAUUGGAGGAGAACCUAGCCUGUGUGAUGGUCGAUGUUCUGAGUUCAAGGGACAUUAUAUGCACUCUUUAUACACAUUCUGAAGAUGGAGCAUUAAUCUGCAGCAAUGAUUAUCUCACAAGAGUCCUGAAGCGGUGUAUGUCAAUUCCGGUACUCAUGAGAGCAAUUUUCAAGAAAGCCACCCAACAAAAAGCUGAGGAAACUUCUCUGAGCAAAGAUGGAGUCUGUGAGGAAAACUGCAACGACCAACAAGUUGAACAUAACCAGCAGUAGUGUGGCUGCUUGUGAAACUGAGGAACAGCAUUAUUAUUUUUGGUGUAAUACUUGGUUUAUUUCUCUCA